AGCUAAUCGAGGACACACGUUUUUAAGGGUGCGAUAUUUGUGCUGCGCAAUAUUAAAAAUUUCAAGAACCACUCUGGACGCAAGUCAUGACGUCCAGAGGUGGUGAGAAAGUUUUGAGCUUGAAAUUCAAUCAGGAUCACAGCUGUUUUACUUGCUGCACUGAUGCUGGUGUACGUAUAUACAACGUCGAACCCCUUACAGAGAAAGCACAUUAUGACACCUCUGAAAUGGGCACCAUCCUCCAUUGUGAGAUGUUACACAGGACAAAUUUGAUUGCUGUGGUUGGUGGUGGUCCACGUCCAAAGUUUGCAGACAACACAAUAUUGAUCUACGAUGAUGUGCUGAAAAAGUUUGUCCUUGACUACACUUUCACUCAACCAGUUGUAGCUGUUCGCCUUAAAAGAGACAGAUUGAUAGCAGUACUAAGGAGGCAAAUCCAUGUAUUUUCUUUUCCAAAUAACUCAAAAAAACUUUUCACCCUGGAAACAAGGGACAAUCCAAAGGGACUUUGUCAAAUAAACUCUCUAAUAUCGUCAGAAAAACAGUUGCUAAUAUGUCUGGGUCAUAAACUAGGAAGUAUUCAACUAGUGGAUCUGUCAGUCACUGAGUUAGGUAUUUCUAGUGCCCCUCAAACUAUUAGUGCUCAUCAAGGGGAAGUGGCCUGCUUAGCUUUGAAUUCGCAAGGCACUUUGGUUGCCACUGCAUCGGACAAGGGUACUCUUAUUCGCGUGUGGGAUACAAUGAAACGAACCCUUUUAGUCGAACUCAGACGCGGAUCGGACCCUGCCACUUUGUAUUGUAUUAAUUUUAGCCCUGAUUCCGAAUUUCUCUGUUGUUCCAGCGACAAAGGAACAAUUCAUAUAUUUGCCCUCAAAGAAACGCAUCUUAAUCGCCGUUCUUCGUUAAAGAAAAUGAGCUUCCUAGGAAACUACAUUGAAUCGCAGUGGGCUCUAGCCAAUUUCACGGUGCCACCCGAAUGCGCAUGCAUUUGCGCAUUUGGCAGCAAUAAAUCCAGCGUCGUAGCCAUCUGUAUGGACGGCACGUUCCAUAAAUACGUUUUUACACCAACUGGAAACUGCAAUCGCGAGUCCUUCGAUGUGUACCUGGAUGUGUGUGAGGAUGAUGAUUUCUGAAACCAUAUUCAGGGAAGGAAACGAUCAAUGCAUGUAUACUUUCAGGUGUUUUAAUGUUUCAUACACAAAGGGUUUUUCUAUACAUACAAC
Messenger RNA from Daphnia carinata, 1223 nucleotides. RefSeq names its product WD repeat domain phosphoinositide-interacting protein 4-like. Gene Ontology annotation, molecular function: phosphatidylinositol-3-phosphate binding; protein binding; phosphatidylinositol-3,5-bisphosphate binding. The record is from RefSeq and is a predicted model, not a curated record. NCBI's taxonomy places the organism in Eukaryota, Metazoa, Arthropoda, Branchiopoda, Diplostraca, Daphniidae. Gene Ontology annotation, biological process: protein localization to phagophore assembly site; nucleophagy; autophagy of mitochondrion. Gene Ontology annotation, cellular component: cytosol; extrinsic component of membrane; phagophore assembly site membrane. The transcript has 8 exons. The coding region runs from base 87 to 1133 and encodes 348 amino acids.